Messenger RNA from Colletotrichum karsti, 471 nucleotides. RefSeq lists its product as uncharacterized. The transcript is spliced from 3 exons. Lineage: Eukaryota; Fungi; Ascomycota; Sordariomycetes; Glomerellales; Glomerellaceae. The record is from RefSeq and is a predicted model, not a curated record. The coding region runs from base 1 to 471 and encodes 156 amino acids.
AUGGCUUCCACCAUCGCCGACGGCCAAAUCUACGCCGUCAUGAACAUCGCCUCCAAGACGGUCCUCGACCUGGACGACGGCAAGGGCGGCAACAACGUCAACGUCUCGGGCUGGGACCCGGCGUUCCCGACGGCGGCCCAGAACCGCCUCUGGAAGUUCGAGCGGCACGGCGACUUCUGGAAGCUCUUCAACUACAAGUCCGGCACCGCGCUGACCAUGCAGAACGGCGCCUCGGGCAACGGCACCCCCGUCGUCGGCUCGGAGAGCUUCGACUCCGAUCGCCAGCUGUGGCGGUUCGCGCUCAACUCCGUCUCGAAGAAGCCCCCUUUCUUCAGAAUCACGAACAAGGAGUCGGGCACUGUCGUCGACCUCAACGACGGUGGUUCAGGCAACGGUACGAAAAUUCAAGGUUGGGACAACAACACCAACACCAGAAACCAGGAGUGGGUUUUGGUGUCGAUUACUCCUUAG